Molecule: messenger RNA, 4118 nt
Organism: Argiope bruennichi
Lineage: Eukaryota; Metazoa; Arthropoda; Arachnida; Araneae; Araneidae
Exons: 9
Coding region: 41-1153 (370 amino acids)
Cellular component (GO): nucleus
Molecular function (GO): RNA binding
Source: RefSeq, a predicted model, not a curated record
AUAUUCAGCAUUUUUAUUUGAUGGCUCCAUUUAAUGUAUUAUGAAAAUUGCAGUUCACCCAUUAACUCAAGAAUUAACCGAGAAAGCUCUUCGGAAGGACAGAAAAGUGUCCUUGAAUCAAGACGAGACAAAAAUACAGGAUUUAGGACGGAUGUUAACAAAGUUUAAUAAGAUGGAAAGUGUCGAGGCAGCACCUCCAGCCCCAGCAGUGUCAGCAGCAUCAGCCAUGACGCGCGUGGGCAAUCAUACUAACAGCAGCGACCCCCAGUCGGUGCAGAGUCGUGUGUUCGUGGGCAAUCUCAAUACGUACGUGGUGGGCAAGGAGGAGGUGGAACGCAUCUUCAGUCGCUAUGGACGUCUCAUCGGAAUCUCCAUGCAUAAAGGGUACGCCUUCGUGCAGUACACAGACACUUGGGAUGCCAGGAAUGCCGUCGUGGGGGAAGACGGACGAACAGUGGCAGGUCAACUACUUGACGUGAACAUGGUCUCGGAGCCCAAACCUCACCAAGUGAACAGGAAAAGAUCCCUCUUCAGCCCUACUACAUUCGUGAACGUGAAUCGUGGUGUCCCUCCCUUGAAGCGAGCGAGGACGGAUCUGCUGGGCCCCCGACCUUCGCUGCCCAGAUUCACGGACAAGGAACAGGCAUCCAUCGACGCCCUCUACAACAAUGGAGAGCCAGAUAUCCUGAUUUGUGGGAACUGCAAAGAGGUGUUCCCCGGAAUACACAAGCUCAUCGAGCAUAAAAAACAAAGCUGCAAACUACGUUUCACCUGCAGAUGUCAACACACAUCCAGUCCUCCUGGAGCCCCAGCAAUGCCGGUGUGCGCCCAGUGCCAGUCACGACAAAACACGUGGUGGGAUUUAGUGCAGCACUUUCAGGUUGCACACAACGCGCUUCUUUAUGUCAAGGAAGAUGAACUCACAGAAAGUUCCAACAUGAAAGGAGAGGAGGAAGGUUCCACCUGUUCUAAUUGCAGCACUUCCGAUUCCAGAAAUGGCACGAGUCUCACCCAGGAUUGCUGGGAAGAACAGAGAGAUGUUGCCACAGAGGCGGACAUUCGAAACGACGAAGAGGAAAGUCGACAGCACCAGACACCCCCUGCAGAAGACAAAUCCGUGGACACCACGGACCUAAAAGCAUCUUUGGGAUGAUUUCUCUAAGCAUCAAAGGGUCUCCCGGCGAUCGGCUAUGGAAGCCUCCUGAGCCCUUUUGGAACAAUGCCAUCUCAGGAACAAAAGAACGGGAACACGCGCAUACACUCUUGGAAUAUUCCAGAUGAACGAUCUCUUUUGUGACAUUGGUGAAGAUCAGUGGGAAAAUGUAUUCCAUAGUGAUGUGCCUGCAGCGCUGCUGCAAGAUCGCUGGAAAACUCAUUUCCCCAGCGAUCUCUGUGAAAGCACUGCUGCAGAAUCUCCUGAAACGAUGGAGUACAAAAAUCGCAGGGGUCAUCCAUUCCCCAAGGUGACGAGAGGCUUCCCCAGCUGAGGUUCGCCACAGGAAGGACAAUGUCCACCAUCAUGUGUAUAUCUCUCUAUUUUUGGAUUCUCCUCACCCUCUUGUAGCUCCGGGAAGAGUGUCUUCUGGUCGUUCUCUCAUCUCUGUAGGUGUCCUUCGACACAUCUUUCGUGCCCCUGCCCUGUCCUCGAAACUUCUGGAGAAACUUUUAGUCACUCUUCGAUGAAAGCUUAAAGCUAAUGCUCAAUUAAUUCAAAUACAAAACUCCGUUUAAGAUUCUGUCUAAACUGAUAGAAACUUAUUCAAAAACAUAAAGGAUAAUUUUCACCAACUUUUGAAAUUAAUGUCCCCUAAGUCAACGAAGAGUUCUUUAAUAUAAAAAAAAAAAUUGCAAACAUAUAUUUAUCAAAUCCGCGAGUAAAAAUUACUCAUUUAGUGCUCUUGUAUACUUAAAUUAAAUUAGUUUGGAAUAAAAAAUUGAAAUACUAAUUGAAAAUACUGUAAUAAAAAAACUUCUCAUUGUAAAGAUGAAGUCUUGCUUAAAUUAGGAUCAAAUAUACAUGUAAAUAUUUUGUCAUGAUAGAUUUAUUGCAAGAAAACAUAUUCUAUUUCGGAUAUGUUAUAUGCUGUUCUUGUAAAAUUAUAUAUUGAUGAGUUUAGAAUUGCAGACAAUUACAUUGCUUAUUGUCAUCAAAAAUGUAGUUAAAAUUUGAACAAAAGAGAUACGUUCUUAAUAGUAAAAAUUUUUUAUAAAUUAUAAAGAGCUAAAAUUUAUAUUAGACCAAGAUACCAUUUAUUUUUUAUUAAUCUGAUAGUUUGGAAAUUUUGGUAGAUGUUUUAUGUGAGAGUCCUAUCUAUCCAUCAAAAUGCAUUUACUGAAAACAUGUUUUCUCUGGAAUUCGUAAGUUUCAGAAAACUUCACACGAUGGGCUUAUUGAAAUAUUAGCAAUUUUCUAAAGACACUGACAAAAAAAAUGUAUGUACUUUAUUUUGAUGCUUUAAUGUAUAUGUUACUUAUCAAGUUUGAGCGACAGAGGCUUUGCAAGAAAGAUGCGAGCGACCGAUAGCAAUUCUAUGUCAACAGAAAUAAAUCCAUGUCUUUGUCUUUUAGAACCUAUGUGUAUACAGCGGAUGUUGAGUGUGGGGGCCACUUGGUACAUCUGUGUUAAAUAUUGCUAAACUCUCUGGAAUUUGAAAAAGAUUUUCGCAAACUCAACCUCCGCUCGUGGCUGUUGUCCGUUGUGGUUGAGGUCACUGUGUUUCGAGGGCUUUAGUUCUGCUUUGGAACCAUUCUUUCGCCCUAAGUACAAUUUUUCUUUAAAAAAUGCUUUAAAUUUCUUUUAUUAAAAUAUUAUUAUAUGUUUAUGAAUAUAUUAUUAUUUCAAAUAUUCUCUAGAUUUACAGAUUUUUAAUACUAUAUUAUGGAAACCAUUGACUUAAAUAACACUAGUAAAAAAUAGAAAUAAAAAGAGAUAACACAACUUGCUCUAAGUAUAGUAUCAUAUGUUAUUUAGCAAUCGAUUUUCAAAGUUUUAACUUUAUAAUUUCAUUGUAAAAAUCUGUAAUUUCAAUUUAGUUGAAUCAAAACACUAUUUUUCAAAAAUACAUCUCAAGGGAGAUUGUAAAAUUAAGCGAACCAAAAUCCAAAACAAUGGAGACUAUUAAUUAUUACCAGCUAUUAGAAAAGAUUAAGUAUUUAGUGAAAGAUUCUGAGAAUAUUAUUUUUUGAGCCAUUACUUACUCUCUAAAUUACUUAUAUCUGCCUUUACUUAAUUGAGCCAUUAUUUAUUUUAUUAACAUCUAACGCUACAAUUAAGUUCUUUUAAUUAUUGUCAAGAGCGCAUCAAAUGAGACAAAUGCUGCAUGAAAGAAAGCGCAUGAUAGGAAAUUUUUGCAUCAUGCAGAUAUAAGAAAGAUGGAAAAUAAGAAGAUUAUUUUUAUUGAAGGAAAUGCAUUGAUUUAAAUCUUAUUCGGAUUAUAAUCUAACUUAAGAAGUAUUACUAAGCAAAUAGUAAAGAUGUACUGAAAUAAAUUUUGAUUUAAAAAACUGAAAUGUGAGUGAUUUUAGUAUUGUUAAGGUUUUAAAAAAAGGAUCAAAAUAGAGGUUCUUUAUUCUUUGGCGAACAGUCAAGAUUAAGUGCUGCUUUUUGCCUCUCUUUUCUAAGCAGCUUAAGAUUUCUAAGGGAAAAAUCCUCUUUGAGAAAGCAUCUGCCUUCCUCAUAAAACUCUAUCUAGUCCAGUAAUCGAGACAAAUGGCCGCCAAUAAGCCAAAUGCUAUGGCCUCUGGUAAGAGUUACGCAUUUGGACGAUGGACAUUGGCUAAAGCUUUUUACAGGUGAAAUCUGGCUUAAAUGGCUCUUCUAGAAGAAAUUUAACCUUUAAAGCUUCCAUCGUUUUGGUAUCUCUUCUUAACUACGAAACAAAGAAAAUGGAUUUUUUUUGUUUUUAUGGAAACUGUAGAGAAAAUAGAAUUUUCUGGAUUUGCUUUGAUUUGUAAGACUCAUCUAAAGCAGCAGCACAAUAUUUUUUUAAAAAAAUAGGGAUAAUAUAUAAUGCCUAUGUACUAUUAGGUCAUUAAAACUUCCCUUGAAUCUGUAAUAAAUUAGUUUUUAGAAUUAAAUGCUAUGAUAUGAAAACGUAUUUAAAUACCCAUUUGAUAAA